Molecule: messenger RNA, 2883 nt
Organism: Entamoeba invadens IP1
Lineage: Eukaryota; Evosea; Mastigamoebida; Endamoebidae
Product: nuclear transcription factor, X-box binding protein, putative
Exons: 2
Coding region: 1-2883 (960 amino acids)
Biological process (GO): regulation of DNA-templated transcription
Cellular component (GO): nucleus
Molecular function (GO): DNA-binding transcription factor activity, RNA polymerase II-specific; RNA polymerase II transcription regulatory region sequence-specific DNA binding; zinc ion binding
Source: RefSeq, a predicted model, not a curated record
AUGUCUAAAGCACCAACUCCACAAGGCAUAGACAUCAUGGACCGUCUCAACAAACAGACGUAUGAAUGUGUUAUUUGUAUGUCUCCGAUAUUCAAGUUUCAACGGAUCUGGCCAUGUCCUCGAUGCUAUACUGUUGUGCACUUCCAGUGUGUUUCGAAUUGGGCGACAGACAAGCCGAGUUGGUCGUGUCCCGUCUGUCGGCUUCAAUUUUCAUCGCCACCAAAGCCUUCAUGUUAUUGUGGGAAACACACUGAUGGGUCGCGAUUUGAGUCUGCUCACUGCUGUGGCGACAUCUGUGGUAAACUGCGUGUUGGGACUUCGUGCAAGCACCCAUGCACUGCAAAGUGCCAUCCUGGUCCCUGUGGUCCUUGCACCGCCGGAGGGAAGACUGUGACGUGCUUCUGUGGACGGAACCAAAUACAGUUGGGGUGUUGUGAUGAGGAGUCCUCACGUUCCUGUGGUAACAUGUGUUUAAAGCCUCUUCCAUGUGGACACGUAUGCACUGCUUUGUGUCACUCUGGGAAGUGUCCGACGUGUCCUGCGAAGGUCCACAAGACGUGUUACUGUGGACGGAGUGAAAAGGAUUUGUGUUGUGGUGAGGUGAUUUGCGAUUCAGUCACAAAGGGGUAUUUCUCGUGUGAUAAAGUGUGUGGGCGUGUCUUGUCGUGUGGGAAUCAUUACUGUCAAAGACCGUGUCAUUCAGGACCAUGUGGUGACUGUCCAACCCCAAUAUCCAUCACAAAGUGUGCGUGUGGAGCUGUUCAUGUUGAAAGAAGAACAUGUCUUGACGCGCUUCCUGUAUGUCACAAAGUGUGUGGUCGAGGAUUACCAUGUGGUCAUAAUUGUAUAUUAGAAUGCCAUUAUGGAGAGUGUGUAUGUAGUCACACGGAGAUUAAAAAGUGUCCGUGUGGUGCGAAGGAGUUUGUAGUGAAAUGUGGAGAGGAAGUUCCCAAUUGUGAUGAAGUGUGUGGGACUCUACUGUCGUGUGGAGUUCAUAAAUGUCAAAGAAAGUGUUGUCCUGGGAGAGGAAAUAGUACUUCCGACAUUCACACGUGCUUUGAAUUCUGUGGGAAGACACUUCCAUGUGGGCAUAUCUGUCGCGAGUUGUGUCAUGGGAAGAAGAAGUGUCCGCAAUGUCGGCAAGUCCUUUUAACACCACUGACGUGUGCUUGUGGUAAAACUCAAAUCAGUCCGCCGGUGUUAUGUGGCACGCAGCCCCCACAGUGCAAUUAUUUAUGUGAAAAAGUCCGACCCUGUGGACACAAGUCUGAGAACCACAAGUGCCACUUUGGGGAGUGUCCGAAAUGCACUGAACUUGUUGAGAAAAAGUGUUUUUGUGGGAAGGGACGAGUGCGUGUGUGUUGUUACAUAGAAUCUGCUUCAUGUGGCGAGAAGUGUUUGAAGCCGAUGAGUUGUGGAGUCCAUUUCUGCCAACGAGUGUGUCACUCUGGGUGUUGUGUUGAGCCAAUAAGUGUAGUAGAGAAUAGUACAGAAUGUGUGACAUACCCGUGUCCUUAUCGAUGUGGGCGGAAAAAGAUGUAUUGCAAUCACUUAUGUACAUUACCAUGUCAUGGCACAUCUUUAUGCCCUGAAACAGUAUGUGAAGAAUAUGUCGAGUAUACGUGUAAGUGUGGGAAGCGCAAGAGCGUCGAGAAAUGUGGUGGGUGUAAGGCUCAUCCAUAUGUAGAGAAAGUGUUAGAGUGUGGGGAAGAGUGUCAAGUAGUAGUGUACAAUAUCCCAGAGAGAAAGGUGAAGUAUCCGUUAUGGAUGUUAGUCUUACUCGAGUCUGUUGGGAAACUUGGAAAGACAUUUGAGAGUGCUUUACGGGAGUAUUUGACACAAGCAGUAGAGCCUUCUCUUAUUAUUUCUGGGAAGAGUGUACUCUUUUCGUUCUUUGUAUAUCACUUAGCUCAAUAUUACAAUGUCACAGUGACUGAAAUGAAAGACAAAAAGACUACUGUGUUUACUGUUACAAGAACUCCAGAGAGUACAAUGGCUACUCCUAGCUUAACAGAGUCACUUUUAGAACGAAGGUCUGAAGUCACAAUCACUAAAACGCCGUUCAUCGCCAAUGUUGUGAUACAAGAAAGUGACGGGGAAGGGGAGUAUGUAAUACACUUAACUCGAGUCUCCGACGACGGAUAUGAUGGUAUCAUAGAUUUACUUAAAAGAAUGCGAUACAUCUCGAAAAACAUCCACGUCGACUGGCAGAACUUUUUGGUCUUUUUUAACGACAAAAACGCGAUAGAGUACGCCGUCAAGGAAUUUAAGCGACUUGGCGGCGCGCUCAUUCGCGACGACAACAUCGUGAAAAUAGCGAAAGAAAUCAAUCUGUACGAUUUAGAUAAGAAGUUCACAAAGGAUGGAGUCAAGUUUGUCUAUUUCUUGCUUUCAAAGAAGUUCCAACAAAGCGCGACGUACACGAUUCUGAAGUACGCAAAUGGGUAUAUCAGAAACGUGUUGAGCAAUUACAGAACAGUCUUCAAGAGGGUUUUAGACGGCGAAAUACUCAAACUCGACUUAAAAGAGGAGAAAGGGUUCUUCAUUAAACAAAUUGAUGUCGAAGUGACAGUCUCAAAGACUUUGAUAAACAAAAAUGUGGGCAAGCACAAAGACAUUCUGAUGUUUGCUGUUGCUAUUCAAAUCGGUGAAAGUGCAGAGAGUGCCUUUGAAGUCACACUUUCAAGAAAUGUGAGAGAUGAUGGUGACAUGUUUGAAUUUAAAGGGAAAGUCUCUGGUCAACAACUUGAAAAGAUACGGAACAAGUCUGUCAUUGUCAUCUUACAUACUACACGUCGAGAUGUCAUUGGGCCAAAAGCAAGUGCGCAAUUAUACUUUGAAGCUAAGAUGUAUCCCAUAGACCCUAAAAUAAAGAAGAUUUGA